Molecule: messenger RNA, 1984 nt
Organism: Dermacentor andersoni
Lineage: Eukaryota; Metazoa; Arthropoda; Arachnida; Ixodida; Ixodidae
Gene: Arp6
Product: Actin-related protein 6
Source: RefSeq, a predicted model, not a curated record
AAUCCCACCGGGGCGCCCUGGGGCAACGAUGAGAGGAUGAAUUGGAGAACUGAUAUUAACUAUAUGGCGAACUGGGACGCACCGGUGCGCUUUGGCGAAUUCGCCAUAUGAUCGGGGGACGCAAGCUCCAUUGUGGGUCUUUCGUGCUCACUUUGGGUUCUUUUGUACAACCCACGGUUUGCGUCCCUCCACCUAAAACUCUCAAAUCUUCAAAACAGUAUUUUUUCGUUCAUAAGUGGCUUUUUUUUUUGCAUUUUCAACGUUAGGCGCUGCCGUUCAGCCACCUUCUCAUACAAGCGAGAUGCGCCUAAUAAAAAGUAUUCCAAGUAUUCACUGUGUAAAAUGCGCACAGUAUCUUUUUUUUUUUUUUGUCCAGUAUGACAGUUUGUGACGGAUUAAUGUUUAUAACGAGACAAGCAAAACAUGCUCUUUUGAGCAAUACAGUGAAACUAUAGGGAAAGGUAUAAUACUUUUGACAAGUUAAACGAUGUACAUUUAAUUCCUAGUUCUCAUACGUCAAGCUUUACGUGUAAAGCAAUUCUGACUAGUGUAUACUAAGAUGUUUCUAUUUGGCUCGUCAGUUUCGGCAGUGUCUUAACUGGAAAGCAGGCAACGCUGUCGUUCACGCAUGUCACAAUGGCCGCGCACUGUUUGGUUGUUGACAACGGCGGUGGGUCUAUAAAAGCCGGUUUCACGACACAAAAUGUUCCCAGGGUGCUACCAAACUGCAUCACUAAAGCCAAGAGUGAGCGUCGGCGCCAGUUCAUUGCCGAUCAGUUGGAUGACUGCAAGGACAUGUCGGGCCUCUUCUACCUGCUGCCAUUUCAGAAGGGAUACCUGGUCAACUGGGAAGUGGAGAAGCAGGUGUGGGACUACAUGUUCGGGAAGGACGUCUUCAACUGUCAAUUUGAGGAGACGUGCCUGAUCCUGACGGAGCCGUUCUUCAACUUCCCCUCCAUCAGGGAGAGCCUGGUGGAAGUGCUUUAUGAGGAAUACCAGUUCCAUUCACUCCUGCUCACUACAGCGGGUGCUCUGAGUGCCCUCAAGUACCGCAAGGAGCGUGUGCGGGAGAUAGCCUGCGUGGUGGUGGACAGUGGCUUCUCCUUCACCCACAUCGCACCCUUCCUGCGUGGCAAGCUGAUCAAGGCCGGUAUCCGCAGGAUAAACCUGGGAGGCAAGGCGCUGACCAACCACCUGAAGGACAUCGUCUCCUACCGGCAGCUGCACGUCAUGGACGAGACGUAUGUCAUGAACCAGGUCAAGGAGGACGCCUGCUUUGUCUCCACUUCCUUCAACGAGCACAUGAGGAUCGCCCAGAAGCACGGUGCAGAGAACACAGUGGCCCGAGACUACGUCCUACCCGACUACACAGUCAUUAAGCGGGGCUACAUCCGACCGCUCGAGGAGACCACCGGCAGGCCCAAGGACAACGAACAGCUCCUUCGGCUGAGCAACGAGCGGUUCACAGUUCCCGAGCUACUGUUCCAUCCGACAGACAUUGGUGUAGAUGAGAUGGGGAUUCCGGAAGCGAUAAAUUAUGUCGUUGAGACUCUGCCAAAAGAAAUGCGACCACACAUGCUGAAGAACGUCCUCCUGACUGGCGGGAAUGCCUGCUUCCCUGCCUUUGGGGAGCGAGUGUACACCGACCUGCGCUCCCUGUGUCCCGAGAUCUGUGAGGUGAAUGUCACAGCUCCAGAUAAUCCCAUCACAUACGCAUGGCAUGGCGGUGUCAUGGCCUUCCAGGAUCCUGACAUGAACAAGCUGAUUGUGACCAAGAAGCAGUACGAGGAGAAUGGCACUGCUUUUUGCUUGGAAAAGUUCGACUCGUGAUGUGCUUGUGUGUGAUUGACUUGGCGUAUUUCAAUUUCUACAGCUCCACAAUUAUGAAUGUCAGUGUGGUUGAUAUUAUGUGUAUGGUUGUGCGGAAUGAUGGAAGAGUGUGUUGAGUGCAUGGGACCAUAAUAAAAAAAACUAAUUUUUUUCA